CGAGCACUUCCGGGUCGCGGGCCCAGCGCUGCGGUUUCCGCAGCUGAGGAGGUUGGGUAGUGGCUACCCUGCCGGCUCCGGCCCUACUCUACGAGCGCCGCGGCGGCCAGCGCCUUUCUUCAGGACAUCAAUGCAAUCCUGAAGACAAGCAUUUGCUUCCUCCUAAGCCAUGGCAUAUCAGUUAUACAGAAAUACAACUUUGGGAAACAGUCUUCAAGAAAGCCUUGAUGAGCUCAUACAGUCUCAACAGAUCACCCCCCAACUUGCCCUUCAAGUUCUACUUCAGUUUGAUAAGGCUAUAAAUUCAGCAUUGGCUCAGAGGGUCAGGAACAGAGUCAAUUUCAGGGGCUCUCUAAAUACAUACAGAUUCUGCGAUAAUGUUUGGACUUUUGUAUUGAAUGAUGUUGAAUUCAGAGAAGUGACAGAGCUUAUUAAAGUGGACAAAGUGAAAAUUGUAGCCUGUGAUGGUAAAAAUACUGGCUCCAAUACUACCGAAUGAAUAGAGAAAAAAAUGGCUUUUUAAUGCCGGCUUCUGUUAUUAUUCAUUGCUUUUUGAGGAGAACAUAGAAGAGACUUUUUUUAAUUUAUUUAGCUUUGCAAAAAUGACAACACUGUGCUGUACUCUCUGACAAUUCCAGCAGAAAACGGCUUAACUCUGUCUUCUCUUACAUUACCUUUAUUCUACAGCAUAAAGGAAUGUACUUUUUUUUUAAUGACAAAUCAAAAGUAUCUCCUUCCAAAAAAUAUUCUUCAAUAAACGCAUUUUAAAACUC
Molecule: messenger RNA, 773 nt
Organism: Nannospalax galili (Upper Galilee mountains blind mole rat)
Lineage: Eukaryota; Metazoa; Chordata; Mammalia; Rodentia; Spalacidae
Gene: Gtf2a2
Product: general transcription factor IIA subunit 2
Exons: 5
Coding region: 170-499 (109 amino acids)
Biological process (GO): RNA polymerase II preinitiation complex assembly; transcription initiation at RNA polymerase II promoter
Cellular component (GO): transcription factor TFIIA complex
Molecular function (GO): RNA polymerase II general transcription initiation factor activity; TBP-class protein binding
Source: RefSeq, a predicted model, not a curated record